Molecule: messenger RNA, 2933 nt
Organism: Lactuca sativa (garden lettuce)
Lineage: Eukaryota; Viridiplantae; Streptophyta; Magnoliopsida; Asterales; Asteraceae
Product: Ubiquitin system component Cue protein
Molecular function (GO): ubiquitin binding
Source: RefSeq, a predicted model, not a curated record
GCACAGGUUGAGUUAGUUGACUUCGUUUGGAGUUCCGCCUCCAAGGCGCUGUUUCUUGUUUGCUUUCCACGCAUCGACACGACGGCGUUUCGUGCUCUCCAUAUACAUCGCUUCCUCAUCGGUACACCUUCCAAAUCGAGAUUUGCAAAUUGCAACCCAAAUAGCCAAAUUUAUACAUCGACGAUUCUCACAGACUCAUCACCAUCACCUAAAACCCUAACAAAGCACACAUUAUCACACACACAAACACAUACUUUUUUCUUGUAAUGUCGAGCAAUCAACGAUUCAAUAACAGGAGUUUGCCCAACAAAACCCAGCAACAGAGAUUCGUACCUAAAGCGGCAGCGUCCCAAACUCACAAUUCGAAGCCGACGCUCUCCGAUUCUCUUCGGCAACAGCAGCAGCAAUCAUCUUCAUCCGGUACCAGUAAAAGUUCCAGUGGGCAGCGUGGGAUUCAAGCUGGCAAUUUUAUAAGUUACUUGCCGCAGGACGAGGCGGUUGCGGCGGGUCUAGGGGUUGCGGAAGGGGGUCUGGAUCCUGUGGAAUCUCAGGGAGUUGUUGAUUUGUUGAAUAGAGAGUGCUCUAUCUUGCUCAAGUUAAAUCCCAAAGAUUUUUGGAGAGAAGUGGCUAGUGAUACUUCUCUUCAUGCUUUUCUGGAAAGUUUCUUGAAGUACAGAAGUAGAUGGUAUGACUUUCCUUAUCGUGGCGCCAAGGGAAUAGUUGCAGGGGUGAUUGUUGGCGAGCAUGAGCUAAGCAGGCGUGUAUUCAUGAUUCUCUAUCGCAUAUCUUCAAAUCGCGACCCUGGUGCCAAGGCUUCUGAUAGUCUUAGUGCAAAAGAUCAUGCAGUCAUUUUGCAGGAAAAGAAGUUGCUUGACUUGCCUAAGCUGCUAGAUAUUUGUGCAAUUUAUGGUCAUGAGAAUGAAGACUUGACAAAGUUAAUUGUUACAAAUGCAAUAAAGGCCCAGCCUUGGAUCCAUGAUAGCUUCAAUGCUGUUAUUUCUCAUUUUCUUAACAUAGUUCAUACCAUGUAUGAGCGAUGUAGCACAUCCUUAGAGGUUUUAUUGUCUUCUCAUAACGCCCAAGAUGAUGGUCUCACACAACUUCACUCUGACUAUCUUGAGGUAAUGGAUUUUAUAAAUGAUGCUAUUGUAUCAAUGGAUGCUUUGGUUGCUGCUUACAACCAUGCUGCUGUAUUUUUCUCCUGCCCUGUUGAAACAAGUUUCGGAAGCGAUGAAUUGGUUCAAAUUCUUGCAAGAUUGCAUGAUUCAUUGUUGCCAAAUCUGCAGCGUGGGUUUAAAAUACUAUUUUCAUCAAAGAAAAUUGGAAAUGAAAGCAUCUCUUCAGAGAUGUUACCGAAAGUUGUGAUUAGUUUGAAGAUGUUAUCAUCUCGAAUUGUUGAUUUUUGUUGGAAAUUAGUGAAUUUGUGUUACUUAAAUGAAGAAUUGUUUGUAGAAAGUGCACGUCUUCCAUUUGCCUCAAAGAUUUUUCCUGCCCAAGUGGAAGAUCCAGUCAUCAGGGCAGAUAUUUUGGUUCAGACAUUUCGUGAAAUUAGUGAAGAAUGUUCAAUUGUUCAAGAAGAAAGGAGUGUAAAUUCUUUGCUUCAAAGUGUUGAAAAGAAAUACCAAUUGAUGGAUAGACUUCAGCUCCUAGUGAAUGAAGGUUGGAUCUCACUAGACAAGGAACAAUUCCAGUUUCUUUCCGGAAUCAUACUGGUCCCCACAACCAUACAAAUACCAAAAUUACCCUCCACAACAAACACAAAGAUAGAAAUGGAUGAAGACAACGCGAUAAUCGAAUCCAAAAUCAGUCAAAUAAAAGACCUUUUUCCCGAUUAUAGCCAAGGCUUCAUUUCCGCGUGUCUCGAAGUAUACAACCAAAACCCUGAAGAAGUCAUUCAAAGAAUUCUAGAAAGAACACUUCAUAGCGACCUACUUUCACUCGACCCCACUCUACCUAUACCCCCACCCCACCCCACCCCACCACCCCUCCCCCAAAACGAUAAAGGAAAAGGAAAACUAAUCGAACUUACACCGCCAACACCCACAAAAUUAAUGGGCCAGAGCCCAGGCCCAGGCCCAUCUUCAACUUCAUCUUCUUCGAUUGGGAGAUUCAUUAGAAAGUCAAAUACAAACAAACCGGAUUCUGAAAUUCUUAACACAAAAGAUGAAGCUUCCAAGAGUUUUGCACUGCAAUCUGUUGCUGAGUAUGAAGAUGAGUAUGAUGAUUCUUUUGAUGAUCUUGGAUUGAGUGUUGUGGAUUCCGGACUUGAUGAUUAUAGUGAGAAAGUGAAUUCCAAUGAUACUUCGGCUUCAGAAGCUUCUAGAUGGGGGUCGAGACAAAAACCUCAGUUUUUUGUUAAGGAUGGGAAGAAUUAUAGUUAUAAAGUAUCGGGUUCGGUUGCAGCUGCGAAUUAUAACGAGGCUAACAUCGUAAAUCAAGCACAGAAAGAAACGAUUCAUGGGCUUGGGCGGGGUGGUAAUUUACCAUUGGGUGCUGUACAAAAGGUGGUGGAAAUGAAUGAUGUGGUAGGAGGACGGGGGAGUAACAAGGGAAAAGACAAUAAUGCCCCUGUGAGAACGAGUGAUGGGGUGAAUCGAGGGAGGGGAUGGGGUAGGGGUAAUGUUGGAAAGGAGCAAAAUGUGGUGGAGGGGAAUGACGGGGAGGAUGGUGGUGAACGUGGAAGAGGUGGGAGGGGGAGAGGGAGGAGGGGUGGAGGGGGGAGGAGUAAUCAUUACAGGAAAGAUCAAGCUAUGAAGAAACAUUUUUCUGGGCUUGGUGGGUUUUGAGUUUGUUGGUUGAAAACAUGUUUUAUGGAAUGGGGUUAUUAAUGGUUAACCCAUAUAUUAUUAUAAAUAGAAUACGGGAUUAAUCCAUGUUUAUGUUUUUGUUUUUUGAUUAGAGAAAUUAAAAUAUCCUCCUACUUUUUGUGCCUA